This is a messenger RNA of Aaosphaeria arxii CBS 175.79, 1841 nucleotides long. RefSeq lists its product as uncharacterized. Gene Ontology annotation, molecular function: FAD binding; D-amino-acid oxidase activity. Lineage: Eukaryota; Fungi; Ascomycota; Dothideomycetes; Pleosporales. The record is from RefSeq and is a predicted model, not a curated record. The coding region runs from base 487 to 1581 and encodes 364 amino acids. The transcript is spliced from 4 exons.
CGAUCAUUCCACGCCACUGAAGACGCUAGGCCCAAAUUGAAUUGCGAACGGCCGCCACCUUUCCCCAUAUUUCCACUACCCCGUUCGGAUCUUCUCAUCUCAACCUCUCAUUAAUCGAUCCUGUUCUCAACUCAACUUCCCAGCUCCGAAAUCUGCAGGUGCGUGUUUUUCAGUGGACUUCAGUUACUCCGACGGUCUCUACCAUUGGAUAGAGCAUAUGCCAAGGGUUACACAUUCGGUUGCCACAGCCUUCUGGACAUCAAUCAAGCGUGAUAAUCCAUCAACAUUGCGGGCCGACUGAUUCUGAUCGACUGUUGAAAGUUGGAAAUUGAGCCAUAUUUUACAGUUCCAUUCAACGAAGUCCGAUUCUGGAACACUUCUAUAUUCGCUGGAAAGAACUUCAAUUCCCCAUCAUCAUCAAUUCGCAUCCCCAAUCCCUACCUACCUAGAAGAUUGAAACAUACAUCUAUCAUCCCAUAACCAACCAUGUCACCAUCACAACCAAAUAUCCUCAUCAUAGGCGCCGGCGUGAUAGGCCUGACCAAUGCGCUCGUCCUACGCGAGAAGUACCCAACAGCCCCGAUCACCAUCGUUGCAAAACACUUCCCCGGCGACCGGUCCAUCGAGUACACCUCGCCGUGGGCGGGCGCCAAUUGGUGCUCGAUGGCGCACGACAACGGGCUCCUAGAGCAGUGCGAUAGGAUUUCAUUUGAGAGGUUCAAGGGGUUCGUGGAGAAGGGGUUGACGUACGAGACGGGGGUCGCGGAGAUGGGGUUGCGGGCGGUUUUUGAUGCGCCAAUCGAGCAGACGGGCAUCAUCACUGAAGAGACGGGAAAAGUGUGGUAUGAUGAACUGGUUGGAGGCUUACAGCACGUCAAGAAAGAAGAGCUACCGUCUGGAGCAACAUUCGCCGUCGACUUCCCUCAAACAUUCCACAUCAACACGCAAACCUACCUUGGAUGGCUACAAAACCAAGCCCUCAGCAAAUCCAUCCGCACAGUCCGCCGACACCUCCCCUCCCUCGCCUCCCUCCUUUCCUCCUUCCCCAGCACCACCAUCCUCCUAAACUGCACAGCCCUAGGCUCUUACUCCCUGACCGACGUCCGCGAUCUAAACCUGUAUCCGACGCGGGGCCAAACCGUCCUCGUCGCCGAGCCCGCCACCCCAAUCCCCCGCAUGUAUCUCCGCUCUCCAGCCCGCAUCGACCCCUCGACGACCUACGUGUUCCCGCGCCCGCACGGCGGCGGCGUCGUGCUCGGCGGGUGCCGGCAGGACGGGAACUGGAGCGCCGACGUCGACCCGGAACUCGCGGCGGACAUCGUGAAGAGGUGCUGCGCGUUGUGCCCCGAGUUGGGACGGCCGGAGGAUCUGCAGGUUAUUAGUCAUAAUGUUGGACUGAGGCCUGGCAGGAAGGGGGGACCGAGGAUGGAGGUCGAGAGGAGGAGGGAGGAGUGGGGGGAGGGGGUGAGCGUCGUGCAUUGUUAUGGACACGCUGGGGCGGGGUAUCAGGCUUCGUGGGGUGUUGCGGAACAUGUCGCGGGUUUGGUGCAGAAGACGUUGGAGCCGGGGUCGAAACUAUGAUUCCUUCCAUUCCUAUCAGGAUCGCCAAAGACGACAGACGUGUAUUGCACAUAAGAAGAUGGUAGAAUUCAAGUAAGCCAUUGUCGCUGUAGCCACGAGAAACCAGGUACAAUCCCGCGCCAUUGGAGGCAGCAACGGCAGACGUGAGCGAUGGAUGAUACAUCAAUUCACUAGGGGGAGAUUCGUUGCACAUGUUGUGAUAGACAUGCAUGAAAGUCACUACAUAAAGUUUUAAUACCAUAAAUCAGCAUACACUUGCG